This is a messenger RNA of Hibiscus syriacus, 532 nucleotides long. RefSeq lists its product as uncharacterized. Lineage: Eukaryota; Viridiplantae; Streptophyta; Magnoliopsida; Malvales; Malvaceae. The coding region runs from base 87 to 530 and encodes 147 amino acids. The transcript has a single exon. The record is from RefSeq and is a predicted model, not a curated record.
AACUGCGUGAUCAUACAUUCAUAAAUCAUCAGCCACACGAAAACCUUUGCCAUAAACAGCCUAACCAAAUCAUCUCAUCACUGAAAAUGAACCCCUCCCAAGUGAAAGUGCCCUUCUCUUGGGAAAACAAGCCAGGGAUUUGCAAAGAAACAGGCCAAUUACAAGUGUUUGAAGAAGAUUGCAGCCUGCAAAAGCUACCACCUCCUCCAUGCCGAUCCGAAAGCGGCAACAUAUCGAUGCAUGACAUCGAAAUCCCUCUCCCUCCAUGUGUUUUUCAGCCCCCUUUGAGAACUUCAUCAGGGAGAUCACUCAAGAAGACUGAGAAUGAUCCCUUUUUGGCUGCUUAUAAAGAGUGCACCAAGAGCACCAAGAAAGGUAAAAAAGAUGGGUCUGGUUUAAAGAGAUUAUUCAGUUUCUCUUGUAAACGAUCAUGCAGUGUUAGGGAUGAUAAUAUCGUUAGGGUUUCUCAGCUUCCUCUUGAUCAGAGAGACACUGAUUUAGGUAUAGAGAUGGGGAAUUGUUGUUUGUGAAC